Molecule: messenger RNA, 1535 nt
Organism: Drosophila willistoni
Lineage: Eukaryota; Metazoa; Arthropoda; Insecta; Diptera; Drosophilidae
Gene: Pc
Product: polycomb group protein Pc
Exons: 2
Coding region: 144-1370 (408 amino acids)
Source: RefSeq, a predicted model, not a curated record
CACUAGUAGCGAUGGUAAUGUCAAUGUUAUUAACACUGGUGAAAAAAAGCGAAAAACGCAAAAAUUAAAACAUUUCUUUAAUAUUUUAAUAAACUACAAUAAACAAGUUCAGCUUAAACAAUUGCACUAACGAAGCACAAAAGAUGACGGGACGCGGAAAAACAGGCAAAGGAAAAGUAGUGCGCGAUAAUAACCAGGAUAACGAUAUGGACGACUUUUUGGUUUACGCGGCCGAGAAAAUUAUACAAAAACGCGUUAGAAAGGGCACUGUGGAGUAUCGUGUGAAAUGGAAAGGCUGGAAUCAACGCUACAACACCUGGGAGCCAGAGGUAAAUAUCCUGGAUCGUCGCCUGAUUGAUAUCUAUGAGCAGAGCAACAAAUCCUCGGGCACACCCUCGAAGCGGGGUCUUAAGAAAAAGGAAAAGGAACCCGAUCCAGAGCCAGAAUCUGAAGAAGAUGAAUAUACAUUUACGGGAGAUGAUGUUAACGAUGGCGGCUCGGUAUCCACACCCACAUCCUCUACAAAUAAUGAUAUGGACAAAAAGGAAAAGAAACUACACCAUCAUCAUCAUCAUCACCAUCAUCAGCACAUCAAGUCCGAACGUCAGAGUAAUCGUCGUUCCGAAUCGCCGCUGACCAGUCAUCAGCAUCAUCAUCAUCACCACCAUCAGCAACAACAGCAACAGCAGCAACCAGAUGCGAAAAGAGUACGUCUAGAUCACAGCAAUUCCUCAACAUUUAUGCCCGAAGCAGAUACCAAUUCAUCUAGCUCCGAAGAUCAGCCCUUGAUAGGUACUAAACGUAAAGCGGAGGUCUUAAAGGAAUCUGGCAAAAUCGGUGUGACUAUUAAGACAUCACCGGAUGGGCCAAGUGCCUCUGCUGUAGCAACGGUCAAAACUCUGGCACAACAACAACAUCAGCAGCAGCAACAGCAACAACAACAACCUCAAUUGCAUAUGGAGGCAACUGAUGCCACCUCUAAUUUAACCAAAGCAGAGCAAAUUCCAUUGAUAAGCUCUGAGCCAGCAUCAUCAUUAUCAAAUGAGUCACCAUUAAACGAUGAAGAUGACGACGAAUCCUCAUCACACAAUCAAUCAGCUAUUCAUUCUCAUCCUCCUUCUACUCCACAAAUGAUGGAAAACAAUAAUGUAUCAAAACUAAGCCAAAAGCAACCUCAAAUACUAACACCAUUGUCACCAAGAGCAUUGCCGCCACGUUUCUGGUUGCCGGCCAAAUGCAAUAUAUCAAAUCGUGUGGUCAUAACCGAUGUGACAGUCAAUCUUGAAACGGUUACCAUACGGGAGUGUAAAACGGAAAGAGGCUUCUUUCGGGAGCGUGAAAUGAAGGGCGACUCAUCACCAGUUGCUUGAUCAUAAAACAAAAACAAAAAAAUUCUAAAAUUAUAUGAAAACCUCACAAAACUCAACUGUAAAUAAAUGAAAAGCAAACGAAACGCAACAAAAACAAAAAAAAAGGAGACAAAACAAAAUUACAACUUAUAAAUAGUUAAGAUCAAAAUUAUUUAUUUUAUUUAU